Molecule: messenger RNA, 1397 nt
Organism: Pseudo-nitzschia multistriata
Lineage: Eukaryota; Bacillariophyta; Bacillariophyceae; Bacillariales; Bacillariaceae
Source: the annotation of a GenBank genome assembly
ACAGAUCGAAUUGUACCACCGCAGGCAAAAAGGAACGAAAAAUAAUUUUCAAAYUGGGGUGUCGCASUUGCGGUUSAUGGAUGAUGCCCRAGUUGCCAUUGCUUGUUUACAAGAAUAAUAYUGUAUUGACACAGUUGUCUKUUCCGUCCUAAUCAACAAAAAGCACAAUGCGAAGCAGCAUCGGGUCUCGCUUCCGGCUUAUUCGGAGACGAAUCGAUGCCUCCGACUACCUGCAUGGCCGUCACCGUCACUGUCACCGCCGAUCCUUUGCGAUCUAUGGUGUCGGCGAAGGAUGGACGGGUGCGCUGACGCGCCAACACAUCUUCAAGUCGAUUCCCGGUCAAUUCGACGAGGAAGGAGCGGGCUUCGACGGCGAAAGGGAUCCGGAAGAAAGACCCCACCGGACCGGCAGCGACGACGGGACAUCGCUCGAGUGGCUGUCUCCCCCCGCCUCCCCCCGGCCGGUUCUGAUCUACGAACACGACGACGUCCAGCGCGCCGCCGCCGGGUGGGGCGUCAGCGCCUUCCUGGACACGCGGGGUGCCCUCCGGGUCGUAGGCCGGCCCCACGACCUCGUGUCGCUGCUGCGGCUGAACCGCAUGCCCGGGCUGCUCCAGCGGUGGAUCAAUCGAAACCACGACACGAGUGCGACCACUCCCGUCGGAACGAUGGUUUCGAGCCUGAUCGGGUGGGCCACGGGAAGCCUGGGCGGGGUGCCCGGAGACAACGAGAGGUGGAAGGUAGCGGAGCAAUUCUCGCUCCUGGACGACUGGACCAGGGUGGAGGUCAACCACAGCGGCGGUACGAAGAUAGGAAAGACGGCUGGUGAAUUCGACACGACGAGAAUCAAACAACUGGCCUGUGGRCCUGGUUUCCUCGCUAUGAUCUCGGAAUGCGGUUCCCUGUAUACAAUGGGGGUGAACAACCGAGGCCAGUGCGGGACAGGUGCUAUCAGCAACAACGUUUGGACGCCCCAAGCGGUAAGGGGGUUGUCGAUGACGUCGUUGAACAUAGGAGGAGGAGACAAAAUUAGCGACAAAAUGGCCUCCGAACAGGAUCARCCGAUGGUGCAGGUUUGUUUGGGCUUCCAGCACGGCUAUGCUCUGUCACGAGACGGGCAGGUGUACAGCUGGGGCAAAGCYUCGCGUGGUCAGCUGGGACGAACCGUGGACUCGGAUCAAGACCCGUGGGCACGGCCAAUCCAGUUCGAUAACGCCGACGGCAAUCCGCGAGUAGUAGCCAUUGGGGCCGGGUUUCACCACGGUGCGCUGCUGACCGAAGACAACGAGGUUUUUGUCUGGGGAAAAAACAUGGUUCGCAACGCCGGCGAAGAAGACGACGCCAAUUCCGAUGGUGGUGACGAGCAGCCCGUUGAUCCAUCGGACGCACGAACGCCA